AUGAGCAAUCCAAAUCUGACGCACACUAAUUCUUCAUCUUCUCUUCGUGAGCAGCAAGGGGGCAGUAUGGCGUAUGAUGAGGAUGCUAUAUCGACUACUGGUCCACCUCCAUCAGUAUCCUUCAGCAGUUCUUCUUCGGUAUCUCAAAUUCCGAUUAGAAAAUCCAAAGUAUCAAUUUGUUCAUGUUUGAAUAGGAAAAAGAAUUCUUCUGCAUCAACAAGAGAGGGAUUUGUCAGGAAGGGAAGUUGUUGUGGUAGAAGGUUAUUAAUGAUUUUGGCUGUAUCGGGAUUUUUAUUAUUCUUCAUGAUGUUAAUUUUACUUUCAAAACUAAAGCAUUCAACAGUGAUUGAAAACAAGGCCUUGAUCACAACAUUAAAUCAUCAGAGUGGAUUAUCAAGGAGUUUAGUUAACACUCCUAAAAGUGGUUUGCAUGAAUGUCAAACUCCUUUAGGAACACCUUUGAAAAACACAAAGAUUAGUAUAUUGGUUACUACAAGUUUAAGGGAGUCUGAUUUUAAUUAUAUUAGAAACCAAGCAUUUGAUAAGAGUGUUUCAAUAGAAUGGAUUGUUUUCAAAACGAAGGGACAAGCUGUAAUUCCAACCCAUUUGAGAUCAGUUCAAAAACAAGUAGUUGAAGUGGAAAAUUUAAAGCACGAACUGGAAUUACUCACAACAGGAUUGAAGAAAUCAAGUGGAGAUUAUAUUUUCUUCUUACCACAUUCUGUUACAAUUCUUCAACCAGAAUUAACAAGCUAUGAAAUAUUUGAUAUCAAGUUGAAAUUACUGAAAUGCAAUACAGAUGCAGCAGUGAUGGGAUCCCUUUCAGUCUAUCCAAUUGACAUUUAUACACAAUUACCAACCUAUAAUACUGAUGUUAAACGUGAAAGUGAUGUAUCAUUUAACAUUUAUAGCAUGUCUUACAGACUCUCAAAAAGAGAUGACAACAUACCUGCACCAUUCCAUCACAAGAGAGGAAGAAACUACUUUGCCCUUCCAAAAACUUCCAAAACUUACCAAUACAGUUUUUGUACUGGUUUGGCUGGUUCAUUUAUUAAGAAAUCAGAAUUUAAGGAGAUAAGACUUGAUGAUUUUGGUGGAAGAGACCUCAACGAAUUACAAUUAUGCUUGGAAUUAUUUAAAAAGGAAAAGAAAGUUAUAUUUAAUCAUGAUGCUACUUAUAAUGAUUUUUCAGUGAUUGUACCUUACUCUGUUCCUAAAGUUGAAGCCAAGGAAGAAACAUCACAGGAUUCUUUUGCAUUCUUCAACUCUCUGAAGAAUAAGAACAAGAAACAACCAGAAAAAACUGAAGCAGUUAACAAGUUUGAAAAGCCCCCAAAAACAGCUUCCAAGUUUAUACCAUUCAAUUCCUAUUCUAAAGGCCAACGUAAAGGUUUCCUUAAAAAGUAUAAGGAUACUAUGAAGGAAGUAAUGAAUAUCAACAGCCAAUCAAGACCUAACAACCAAACAAAUCUUUCUGUUGUUUGGGAUUUUGGUGCUGGAAGUUGCAGUGGGUGGUUUAUUGAAACUAUGGAGUUUGUGACUGAUCUUGAUAUUGAAUCAAGAGUACCUAAUUUGAGAAUCAUCACAGGUAGAGAGGAUAUGUGUCUAGGUUUAGAAAGCUUCAAAUUUGAAGCUAUGGAUCGUCUCAUCUCCAAGACAUAUGUUAGCCCAAUGAUUGAUAUAUUUAUUUCACACAAACCUCCUGAACGUUAUCCAAAACAACAUCCUUACAAAGGAUUGGUUCAUUUGGAAGGUAUUCCAAGAUAUAAGAUUGGAAGAAGUAUGGCUGAAACUGAAAUUUUAUCAGAAGUUUGGAUUCAUAAUUUGAAAUAUGUUGAUGAAUUGUGGCUUCCAAGUAGUUUUCUUGUUGAUCCUCUAAUUAAUACCUAUGGUGUUGACCCAGAUAAGAUUUUUGUGGUUCCAGAACCUGUUGAUAUCGAAUUUUACAGCCCUAACUAUUCAAAAUACUUGUCUGUUAGUCAAGUGAAGAAGAUUGUUAAACAAUUGGAUUACAGACCUAACCAUUACCAUUUCUUCUCUGUGUUCAAGUAUGAGGAAAGAAAGGGUCCUGAAUACUUGCUCAAUGCCUACUUUUCAGAGUUUGCAAAGGUAAAGGAUGUAACUCUACAUAUUCAAACUUACAUCUUUAUGCAUCCUAAUGGAAGAGAUGAAGAGGUGGUAGAAAUGGAAAUCGACAAAGUACGUCAAGCUUUCUUGAUGAAACAUCCUGAGCUGACCAAAGAUGAUCUUCCAUUUGUCAAUAUUAUGUCACAUGUUAUUCCAACAACUGUCAUGCCUCAAUUGUACCAUCUCAUGGAUUGCUUUGUCCUUGCCACUCGUGGUGAAGGUUACGGCCUACCAUUUGCUGAGGCUAUGUCUAUGGGUCUUCCAACAAUAGGUACAAGAUAUGGCGGUCAAUUAGAAUUUAUGAAUGAUAAUAAUUCAUACUUAAUAGAUAUUGAAAAGAGAAAACCUGAUCAAGAAUUCGUUAUACCAAAGGUUAGACACUUGAGGCAUUUAUUGAGACAAGUUUAUGCCAACAGAAAAGAAUCUAAAAAGAUGGGUAGAAAUGCACGUAUUUGGGUUGAAAACAAUAUCAGCCACAAUGCCGUUAACCAACAAUUGGUGGAACACUUGAAGCGUAUUGAUAAAAAGUUAAAGAAUCAAAGUGAAAAGAAACAAAAACACAAAAGACAUGCGCUUCCAAAGGAACAACACUAA
Messenger RNA from Naegleria gruberi, 2721 nucleotides. RefSeq lists its product as uncharacterized. Lineage: Eukaryota; Heterolobosea; Eutetramitea; Acrasida; Naegleriidae. The transcript has a single exon. The record is from RefSeq and is a predicted model, not a curated record. Bases 1 to 2721 code for a protein of 906 amino acids.